AUGUCGAUGUCGGAGAAAGAACACACUUCGGCGGAAACGCUGGUUUCUCCAGACGUGGAUUCGGGCACUCCUGAUGGCGGGUUACGUGCGUGGAUGGUCGUCGUGGGAGGGUUUCUGACGUACUUUGUUACAUUUGGCCUUCUCAAUUCCUUUGGCACCUUCCAGGCCUACUAUGGGGAGCACCUCCUCGCCAGUCACAGUGAGAGCACCGUGUCCUGGAUUGGCUCUAUUCAAAUAUUUCUUCUGUUUGUUGGAGGCGUGGUCUUUGGCCCUGUCUUCGACACGAAGGGGGCGAAGGUCCUGUUUGUGCCCGGCACGAUAUUCUUCGCCCUGUCCCUGAUGUUCAUCAGUCUGUGUCACAAGUAUUACCAGUUCAUUCUGACACAGAGUCUUCUAUUCGGUAUCGGUGAUGCUAUGCUGUUCUAUCCCACAAUAUCCGCAAUUCCGCAUUGGUUUCACCGUCGACGUGGUCUAGCCUUGGGUAUUGUCGUGGCCGGUUCGUCUCUCGGAGGGAUCGCCUGGCCGUUGAUCCUGGACCGGUUAUUUGGUGCCGUUGGGUUUCCUUGGGCCCUCCGUAUUGUCGGCUUUGUGUCCCUGGGAUUACUUGCACCGGCAUGUCUGAUGGUUGUGCCUCGUUUGCCACCGACCAAGGCGAGCGACGUGCCCAAAGCAGAGGUCAUGGCUAUUUUCAAAGACGCGCGAUUUCUACUGCUCGUUGCGGGCAUGCUGUUCGUCAUGUGGGGAAUGUUCAUCCCUUUCUACUACCUUCCCUUGUAUGCCCGACAGCAGGGAGUGGACUCUGUCUUUGCCAACGACCUCAUUGCCAUCCUGAAUGCUGGCUCGCUCGUCGGCCGAGUUGUGUCCGGGGGGCUGGCGGACAAGAUGGGAAGGUUCAACAUGGCCAUUAUAUGCUCGCUUCUCUCGGGAAUUGUACUGCUUUGCCUGCACGUCAUGUGUACGAAAGGCAGCAUCGUGACUUUCGCUGUUCUAUACGGGCUGUUCUCCGGGGGGUUGAUCUCGCUGCAGUCGGCCUGCGUGGCGCAGAUAACAGAUAACUUGCAGAUUAUCGGCAUAAAGAUCGGCGUCAUGAUGGCCGUCUGCUCCGUGGGCGCUCUGACCGGUGCUCCCAUCGGGGGCGCCCUCGUCUCGACUGAAAACGGCGAAUAUUCUGGUCUAAUCAAUUUUGCUGGCGUAAUUCUCCUGGCAGGGGCCGUGCUGUUGGUUGGAUCGCGAUGGGUCAUUAGUCGCAAUUUCUUCCAAGCCGUGUGA
This is a messenger RNA of Aspergillus melleus, 1269 nucleotides long. RefSeq names its product MCT family MFS transporter. Gene Ontology annotation, molecular function: transmembrane transporter activity. The record is from RefSeq and is a predicted model, not a curated record. NCBI's taxonomy places the organism in Eukaryota, Fungi, Ascomycota, Eurotiomycetes, Eurotiales, Aspergillaceae. Gene Ontology annotation, biological process: transmembrane transport. The transcript is spliced from 3 exons. The coding region runs from base 1 to 1269 and encodes 422 amino acids. Gene Ontology annotation, cellular component: fungal-type vacuole membrane.